This is a messenger RNA of Gongylonema pulchrum, 2723 nucleotides long. Lineage: Eukaryota; Metazoa; Nematoda; Chromadorea; Rhabditida; Gongylonematidae. The record is from the annotation of a GenBank genome assembly.
AUUUCAACAAUUUCUGGAAAUGCUUUCGGUACAAUCAGCCAGAUGCGACAAAUAGACCUCAGUUACAAUCGAAUUGUACAUAUACCGGCUGGGACAUUCAAAAACGUAGCGAAGUCGUUGCAAUGGAUGAAUCUUGAGGAGAACCAAUUGCAUCAGCUACCAAGCGCCAUUCAACAGUUGCGAACGCUCGAUAACAACACAAUCAGCAACCUAAAGCCAGCGCUAACGGAACUUCUUCUGGCAUUUAACCGCCUGACGGAGAUACCGACCCAUGCUCUCAACGGAAUGAGUCUUUUUUCAACAGAUUUUUCCGUUUUUCAAAACAAUCUUUUAUUAACGAAGCACAGCAGUCCCCAGUGCGAUAACAACCAACUCACGGAGUUCCCAAGCAGUGCUCUGGCCAAUCUGAGACGACUGCGCUAUUUGCUGCUGGACGAUAACCCGAUCAGAGCACUGCCUGAUUCAGCUAUUCAGAGCCUUACGCAUCUCGAACGAUUAAGCUUAGGUGGCACACAGCUCCAGCAAAUCACCGAACAAACAUUCGCUGCCGAAGUGGCACAAAAUUUACGCUCGUUGAACCUCGCAUUCGGUCAUAUCAAUUACAUUUCCAGUCGAGCAUUUAGCAAAAUGGACAGUCUGGAACAGCUGGCACUCAACAACAACAAACUGGCAAUUAUCCAUUCACAUACAUUUUCAUCGCUGAGGAGCCUGCGCCAGCUUAAUUUAGCGGACAAUGAAAUCAAUGCAACUGAAGAGCGAUCAAUCAGCGAUAUUCCAACCCUGAAGCACCUAUCUCUGGCCAGAAAUCGCCUUCGGUAUUUACGUAAGGCAACGUUUGUUAAUCUGAACAACUUGGAGCAGCUGGAUUUGAGUAGCAAUCAUCUGCAGGCAUUCGCCUUCACAUUCCUCGCACAGAGUUUGGUGAAUCUCAAACAACUCGAUCUGUCCCACAACCGCAUCAUCACAGUUGAUCUGAACGCCGCUAAGCGAACGCUUGUGUACCUCGACCUGGCACAUAAUCAAUUGCAAUCUAUCGGGAAGAACAUGUUCGAUGAUUUCAAUCAACUCAGAAUCCUCAAACUAGGCCACAAUGAAUUAAUCGAAGUGCAAAGUAAUGCCUUUUUGACGUGCCCGCAGCUCAGUGAACUUGAUUUAUCGCACAAUCAUCUCAGGAUAAUACACAAAGGGACUUUUGCUAACCAGAAAGCCUAUGAAAGCCUUAAACUGCGGCACAAUGUAAUAAUCAGUUUGGAUACGGAUACUUUUGGAGUUGAUAAUGUCCAGAAGCUUGAUCUUGCUUAUAAUGAACUUAAGAAAAUCCCACGGCAUGCAUUCAGUUCGGUGCGCAACAGCAUCACCGUUCUCGACCUCAGAGGCAAUCGAAUUCGCUCGAUUGAUACGAAUGAUUUCGAUGGAAUGGGUAAUUUAACAGAGUUGAUACUGGCUGAUAAUCACAUCGAAACAAUCGAGGAAGCGGCUUUUUCAAAAAUGCAGAAGCUGAUGAAACUGGAUCUCAGCCAUAACCCGAUCACGUCCUGGAAUCCACAUGCCUUUCAGGAUCUAAGCAGCACAAUCGAAGCAUUAAAUCUUGCAAGUACGGGUUUAUUUUCACUGCCGAGAAUAGAUAAUCGCGGGCUUCGCCAGCUUAACAUAAGCAACAACAAAAUUCAUGGGCUGAGCGCCGCAGAUUUUCUUCACCAUCGUAAACUAACAACGCUUGAUAUUUCACACAACAGCCUCAAGGAAAUCGACCCAGAAAUUUUUGUUGGGCUAGUGGAACUGAAGCAUCUGAACAUCUGUGGAAAUCUGAUUGUCAAAUUCACCGACAAACACCUUCAGGCCCUAUAUUACCUGGAAAUGCUGAACCUCUGUGACAUGAACAUGCUGCUUCGUCUCCCUGAACCACAUUCGUUUCGAAGCCUACGUCAUCUGCGAGAUCUUCACAUUUACAACCUUCCACGUGUGCAUGCUUACAACAUAUCGGAUAUCCUCAAGCAUCUGCCUCCACUGCGAACACUAACAGUGGAAAUCAGGGAGCCGCGGCUCAGGACACAACUGUACAGUGCUGAUCUCCGACUGCUGCGCAAAAUUGUUAUCACUGGCAAGCAGUUACUUAAAAUUGACACGGGCGCAUUCGCGCAUUUACGAGGCUAUAAAAUCGACCUAACAAUACGCGAUACGUCAAUCGAUGUGUUUCCCGCUGCUGUGUUCAAUACAUUAACCGCUGUUAGCUUUCUAUCACUGUCACUGCACAACAAUCGCCUACAAACGUUUGAACCAUUCCCGCACACAAAACCACCGGUACUCAACCAGCACGGUACCAUACUACACACUUUACACAUAACGGUUAAAUUUGCGGCAUUUUUCAUCUCACUGCUUGAGCAUCUGACUCGCGAAUACAGGCCUCACUACGAUGCAGAGGUUAGAGAAAAGCAGGAAGAGCAGUUAAAUUCGUUUGUUUGGCAAUUCGAAAACGCAUUCUGUAGUGUAAACGCAGCAGCGCAGGAGCAGCCCCUCAACGAGUCAUACUGUGCUGAUCAAGCAGGUGGAGGCUCAACACUCAACCAAGCAUACACGACAGCAAACCACAUUCUGUGUAAUAAAGAUAGUGCUACUGCGAGUCAUUCGUCGAUUCGAUUUUUUCCGAACCUUUUGUUAUUUUUUUCUUCACUGGCCUCAAAUUAUAUGUAUCAUCUUAGCUGUUUUUUGAAAAUAAAAUAACA